Plutella xylostella (diamondback moth) is the source of this 455-nucleotide messenger RNA. RefSeq lists its product as uncharacterized. The record is from RefSeq and is a predicted model, not a curated record. Gene Ontology annotation, molecular function: protein binding. Lineage: Eukaryota; Metazoa; Arthropoda; Insecta; Lepidoptera; Plutellidae.
AAGCUCGGUUUCCUAGAAUGGUUCAGCUACUAGUUCCACCCAGUAAUGCUAGUGGCGUGGUCUCCUCGGGCGACGCGGCGCAGCUGAAGGGGCGGCUGGCGGCGCUGGGCCGGCAGGCGGGGCUCGUCGUCAACAUGACGCCCGGCGGCGCCAACACGCUGCUCUACAUAGCUGCAGAACUAGGCAACGCACAAGCGGUCUCCUACCUCCUGGCGGACGGCGCCGACGGCCGAGCGCACCCGAUCACGAACUACUGCCCCCUGUAUAUAGCGUGCUACAGGGGGCACGUGGAUGUCGCCGCCUUGCUGCUGGCUUACUUUCCUACUGCCGCUCAGCAAGAGACAGUAGAAAAAUGGCUGCCGCUCCACGCCGCCUGCAUCGGCGGACAUCCGUCCAUAGUCAACCUGCUGUUAAACUACUCCUAUCCUGAGUCUAUGCUAAAUACUUAUAAGUGA